AUGUGCUGUAAAAUAGCAACUAUUGCAAGCUUGAUACGUCAUAUCCCACCUGCACAGCGUGGCGAUCGGUCGGAACAAGAUGGUGGGGAUCUCUGCAUCGGUCAAAGCGGCGGCUUGAUACGUCAUAUCCCACCUGCACAGCGUGGCAAUCGGUCGGAACAAGAUGGUGAGGAUCUCUGCAUCGGUCAAAGCAGCGGUCAGUUGCGUGUUACCUGGUGCCAGCCGACCUCAUUAUCUGCAGCCUCCCUAUUGCGCGCCUGUUCAUUCUCAAAUUUUUGA
Molecule: messenger RNA, 279 nt
Organism: Gongylonema pulchrum
Lineage: Eukaryota; Metazoa; Nematoda; Chromadorea; Rhabditida; Gongylonematidae
Source: the annotation of a GenBank genome assembly